CCCAACUUGAAUCUUUCCGUUUCCGGGGCUCCAGGGCUAGAUGCUAUCUAUAAACAUAUAAAUCGACAAUGAAGCUAUCAACUUCCCUCCUUUCGAUACUGGCCACAAGCGCCACCAUCUUGGCCCAGCCCAUUGUCCUGAACAUGGCUCGCGAGCAAGGCACCCAUGAGCAGCCUUCCCUUGUUGCCAAGGGCGAGGAGGCCGAUGAUUUCAAAGGCCUCAACUACAAGUCUUCACCAGAAAUUAGCGUUGUCGAGGCCCGGAAAGUCUUGAGCGAGGAGACUUUGGACGAUGGUACGGAAGGGGUCUGGAACUCGGCGGAUGGAAAGCGUGAGGGCAAGAGGGAGAGUGAAGAUGUUGCUGAUGAUGACUUCAAGGGCCUGAACGGUUGAACCAUGCGAGGAAGUGCUAGGUACCUAACUAUG
Messenger RNA from Hypoxylon fragiforme, 425 nucleotides. RefSeq lists its product as uncharacterized. The transcript has 2 exons. The record is from RefSeq and is a predicted model, not a curated record. Lineage: Eukaryota; Fungi; Ascomycota; Sordariomycetes; Xylariales; Hypoxylaceae. The coding region runs from base 69 to 392 and encodes 107 amino acids.